Molecule: messenger RNA, 1682 nt
Organism: Heterobilharzia americana
Lineage: Eukaryota; Metazoa; Platyhelminthes; Trematoda; Strigeidida; Schistosomatidae
Source: the annotation of a GenBank genome assembly
UGAAUAUCACUGUAUAAAAAGAAUUUCCUAUUGUAUGUUCAGUGUGUUUUGAAUUUAAUUAAACCUUUCCUCGGAUAUGCUGAAGGACAAUAAAAGUACUAAGACUACUAUUCAAUGGUAAGUAGUAAUUUCUGUAUUUCUUAACUGAAAUAAGCUGUUUCAACCGAAGGUAACGAGCCUAUUUACUAAGCUAUUCAGCUGUAUGUCAUCAUACUUGAUUUACAAUGUGUAUACAAUCAUUUUAAUUCAUAGGAAGUGGCCCAGUAAGAUAUCAGUUACUUUCACAUCAUACACGGCAAAUGAAAGUGUAUCCAAUUGUUGUUGUUCCUAGUGAUCAUCUUCAAGAAUGAAAUAACCAAGUAGUGUUUUUUAAGUGACCUACUACUUUUUUAAUAAGGAGACGUAACUAAACGCACUCAGCUACCUUGUGAAUAUUCAUGCAAUAGGCAAUGAGACACACUCAUUGUGUGAAGGUAAACCAGCAGCAGCCUACCUUUCUUACUUUUGGCACUUAUCACCACAGUCUAUCCGGAACCGUUGAAAAAUUGGAUUUCCCUCAUUGGUUCAGACAUGCAUCCUUCGAAACUGAAAUGAGACAUCCUACCACUAAGCUACUGAGGCGAUGAAUGAUUCUUUUUAGUGAUGAUUCGGUUUUUGGUAAAGAAUCUUUAGCACAAGAAAUAGUUGAGACAUUUGGACAAGCCAAAUACUAUGGAAUUCAUCGUACAAUAAAUGUUGGUGAUUAUACUUCAGCGCAUAGUAUAUACAAUGCAGUGAUUACUUUGCAUCCUGAACGUAUUGGUCAUGGACAUCGUAUUCUUGAUAACAAUGAUUUAUACAAUUAUGUUGUCAAUGAGAAUGUCCAUUUUGAGUUAUGUCCAUCAUCAAGUGUUAUAACCGGUGCUGUAAACUCUAAGAGUUCAGAAAAACAUCCUAUACACCGUUUUAUUGAAGACAAUGUGAAUUUCUCUAUCAAUGCAGGUGAUCCAACAUUAACACAGAAAUGGAAUUUAGAUGAGGCUAAAUAUUGUCUCAGAGAAUUGGGUUUGAAGCAAACUCAAUUGAAUAAAGUAAAUAUCAAUGCAGCUAAGGCAGCAUUCAUUAUUCCAGAAGAACGCACACUUCUACUAUCUCACUUGAAAAGUAGAACAAGGAAUAGAAUUAUCAAAAUUUGAAUAUGAAUCUAUAAUUUAAUUUGUUCAAUGUUCAAUGAAGUUGUACUUCUGUGAAACGUUCAUUUUUUUAAAAAUUUUAAUUACUUCUAACCAUGAAUUUGUGAUUAUUUUUAAAAUAUAUUUUUUUGAAAGUAUAAUCAAAAAAUGAAAUAAGUUUUCUUCUAUAAAGCUUACUUUAUUCAAAUAUUUGCCAAUAAACUUUGUUUUGCUAAAGUGAAUUCCCAUUUAUUGACGUUCAAUUUUCAAUUUGUUUUGCUACUUGUGAAGGGUAUCAAUACUUUGACUACAAAUGAUGAAGUUGAUUACAAUUUCUGUUGUUUAUUAAUCACAUUUUCAAAUCUCAGCAAAUUUUUAUAAUUUUUAUUUGUUUCCAUAAGUUUUAUUCUUUCAUGUUUAUUGAAUCUCAUCUUAUAACUUUCAACAGUAAUUAUCCGUGAGUACUAAAGGGAAAUAUCAAGACAGAUGGUAUCAUUUUUACAAUAAACUUACGACACUUUUAACUCGGUC